This is a messenger RNA of Clupea harengus (Atlantic herring), 1438 nucleotides long. RefSeq names its product caspase recruitment domain-containing protein 14-like (gene ccdc40). The coding region runs from base 32 to 1438 and encodes 468 amino acids. Gene Ontology annotation, biological process: regulation of apoptotic process. The transcript is spliced from 13 exons. The record is from RefSeq and is a predicted model, not a curated record. Gene Ontology annotation, molecular function: CARD domain binding. Gene Ontology annotation, cellular component: cytoplasm. NCBI's taxonomy places the organism in Eukaryota, Metazoa, Chordata, Actinopteri, Clupeiformes, Clupeidae.
GGAGGAGAUCUCCACGCUACGCCGCAAGAUCAUGGAGGCCGAGACGUUCAGCCCGGCGCGGGAGGACAUCCUGGCUCAGGACCUGGAGGAGGCCCAGGACCGGCGCUCAGAGCUGGCCGAUCAGCUCACAAACUUGAGGGAGGAGAACGAGAGGCUGGCCAGAGAGGCCGAGGAGCUGUUCGAGGAGAAAGAGAACCUGUCACUGCAGGUGCAGAAGCUGAAGCUAGACUGUGAGAUGUACCAGCAGAAGAGCACCGUCUUCCAGAGUCAGCUGGGAGAGCUGCAGGCCGAGAGAGACCGGGCCUACCUGUCCAGAGAUGACGCCCAGGCCCAGAUAGCGUGCAACCUGGCCGAGAAGGACGUGCUGCGCAGUCAACUGGUGGAGCUGCAGGAGAAGGUGUUCAACCUGAGGGCCCGCAGUGCUGAGAGCGGCCCCAGAGACAAGCCACGGGCCAGGGAGUAUAGCUGGGAGAGCAGCUACCUUGGCUCCAGCAGUGAGGGCCCCCCGCCCAGCCCCCAGCCUCGCUCGCGCCUGUGUCGCAUGAACGCCAUCUGCCCCGACUUCAUGAGGAGCGAUGACCUCGAGUUCACUGAGGGUGGAUUGAGCAGCCUCCGGUCGAGCCAUGUGGAGCCGCCAGGUAUCGAUUCUCUCCGGAGAAGACAGUUAGACUUGAGCUCCGAUUACAGCCUCGAAACAGAUGACAGUCCGUUCUCUUUGGACACAGAGAGUGACUUUGUCAUGAUCUUCAAAGAUAAAGCAAUGUCAGCGUCCCUCCCCACUCUUCCACAGAAGAUCAGCAGCCCUGACACCGUGUCGCGGGCGUCGGCUCCUCCGUUCCUGAUGCGCUCGCGGCCGCAGGCGCUGCGAAUCACGGGCCGCGUCCUCACCCUCACCGUCCAGGACGGCACGCUGCUCGGCCAGAUCCAGGUCGUCGGGGGCAACAAGACGGGCGUGUUCGUGCACGGGGUCACCCAGGACUCGUCCGCCCACGCGGCGGGGGUCAGUCCCGGAGCCCAGAUCUUAGAGGUGAAGUACGAGCAGGAGAGGCAAGCCCUGCAGAUGGUGCUGGAGGACUCCACCCAGGAGGAGGCGCUGUGGGCUCUGGGCCAAGUGAAGGGGCCCUGCCAGCUCAUACUCAGGCCCAACCAGGAUGGUUCCCCCUUGUUCCCUCCAUACUGCCACGCCCCACCAAUGACCCUCAGCUCAGAGCAGCUCAAUGAGGCGUACGACGGCCUUCUGCAGCAGCUGAAGACGGGCGAGGUGACCUCGGGGGACUCCUUCUACGUGCGCGUCAACAUGUCCGUGCCGGCGGGCGUCGCCGCGGGCGCCCCUCUCCAUCAAGUGCAACGAACAUUCUGGCACGUCACCAACACCUGCCACGGCACCAAGGGCACCUGUGGGCCAGCCUUGGUGCACCCUGCCAGCUGCUGGACCUGA